Molecule: messenger RNA, 1015 nt
Organism: Cutaneotrichosporon oleaginosum
Lineage: Eukaryota; Fungi; Basidiomycota; Tremellomycetes; Trichosporonales; Trichosporonaceae
Biological process (GO): fungal-type cell wall organization
Cellular component (GO): cell cortex of cell tip; plasma membrane
Source: RefSeq, a predicted model, not a curated record
GUCGCAAUGUCUAGCCACACCGCUCAUAUCAUCUUCGGCCGCGCGCUGAUCUUCUCCUCUCGAUCCUCUCCUCUCUGUCUGUUGUACUAACUCUCUUUAUCUCUCACUCACAUCCGGCUUGACAAGAUGCGCGGCGAACACUGCAUCGCGGGCGCCUCGGUGCUCACCUUCAUCUCGAUGAUCCUCCUCCUCUUCGCCAACAUCGGCCAGGUGUCACCCGGCGCCGUCACCUCGGGCCUGUACAUGGUGCAGGUGGACGUUUCGGGCUUCGGGAAUGCGCUGCAGAGCGCCAACAAACAGAGCAACAACCUCUACUGGACCCAAAACACGCCCAUGGGCGACAGCAAGGGCCUGAGGCAGUACUACCGUUACGGGCUGUACAACGCCUGCGGAUACCAGAAGUCAGGGGGCGUGUGCAACUCGACCAUCUUCGGAUACCCGUACGCACCCUUCGAGCAGAUGCUGGCCGACACACCGAGCAAGCCGAACGACUACAAGAAGAUGACGCAGGACAUCAUCCCCUCGAGCACGUUCAAGAACAACGCGUGGAACGGGACCAUGUCCAAGUCCGCGAGCUCGCUCAUCUUCAUCGCCUCCAUCCUCACAGGCCUCGCGUUCGUCUUCGGCCUCAUCAAGUUGCGCCUCUGCUUCCUCCUUGCGGCCGGUUGCUCGGGCCUCGCGGCAUUCUUCCUCAUGAUCGGCGCGGCUAUCUGGACGUCCAUCAUCGCCAAGAAUGCUUGGCUCACGAUCGUCAAGGUCCAGGGCGGCGUCAAGCUCGGCAUCCUCGUCACGCCCGGUCCGGCGCUCUACCUUAGCUGGGUCAGCUUCGUGCUCGUUACCCUCAGCGUCGCGCCGUACGUCAUCUCGUGCUGCACGUACCGCAAGGCGCCGAAGUCUGCGUCGUACUAGGGGCUAUAUCUACAAUGAAUGCUGAGGUGGAUGUAUUUGGACUUUAGACUCUGCGGAUACAUCAUUCUGGUUCUGUGCUCUACACUCUACGUCCUCUUAUCUAUCG